Rodentolepis nana is the source of this 396-nucleotide messenger RNA. NCBI's taxonomy places the organism in Eukaryota, Metazoa, Platyhelminthes, Cestoda, Cyclophyllidea, Hymenolepididae. The record is from the annotation of a GenBank genome assembly.
AUGCUCAACAGCAACCCUCUGGAACUUAUGUACAGCAAUGGGGAUCCGGCUACAUAUUUGCACUACAAUGGAACCAGAACAACUCCUGACUUACUCCUGGUUUCAAGUGACAUCAGUGAGCAUACACGGCGAAAAAUAAUUGACGAUCCUGGUUCUGGUCACAAAUCAGUCAUUGCUAGUAAUAUCAUCGGCAGCAAAAGCAUGACAAGGAAAGUGUCAACUAAGCAAUCAUGGAACUUCAAGAAAGCUGACUGGUCAAGAUUCACAAACCUUUUAGAGAAUGAACUUCACACAAGUCCCCUCAACUUCAACCAACAUCCUGACAAAAUUUGCAACAAUAUCACGAAUAUUAUGUUUAGAUGUGCAAAGAAAACUAUUCCCAGAGGCAAGACUUAA